Molecule: messenger RNA, 674 nt
Organism: Peromyscus californicus insignis
Lineage: Eukaryota; Metazoa; Chordata; Mammalia; Rodentia; Cricetidae
Product: hemoglobin subunit alpha-like
Exons: 2
Coding region: 19-462 (147 amino acids)
Molecular function (GO): pheromone activity
Source: RefSeq, a predicted model, not a curated record
CAUUGAUGAGUUUCAGUCAUGGCUUCCUUCCCAGUGAUGUUGUUUCUCACAACUCUGUUGCUGUCAUCUAGUCUCACUAAGGGAGAGACACAGAAAGAAUCCACCACAUCUGCUGAUCAUAAGGCAAACGUCAAGGCUGUUUUGGACAAGAUUGACUGCCAAGGUGAAGAAAAUAUCGUAGAAGCCUUGGAAAAGAUGCUCUGUGCCUCCCAUCAAGAUGAUACAUCAUUUGGAGACCUGGCCAAUGAUGAUCAAAACAUGUUAGACCUGUCUACAGUCUUGACUUCCUUGAGAAAAUGUUGUGCUCACAAGCAACAAGUGGAGCCAGUAAACGUCAGUAGCAUGGCCCAUAGGCCUGAAGGGCCCAGAGUUGGGCACCAACAAGAAGAUUCCACACAGAAAUACAUCAACAUGCUGGACAAAUUCUUGGACUUAGUGAGAAAUGUGUUGGUUUCCCAUUGAGUUUAACUAGGAGCCUCCUGGUGUCCUACCUGUGCCUCUUAUUAGGCUCUCUUUCAAGGCCUGUAUCAUAUUUAGUGAAUCACCAAAACACAAGGAUAGUAGAGACUCUAAAUAAAUACAAUAAAAUUAGUAAAUCAAUCUCUCUUCCUUCCAGUAAGAUGCUAAAAAUGGCCAGAGGCAGCAAAGAACGUGUUCUGAACCAGCUGUGGAAG